CCCUUCAGGUGCUUGGAAUGUGGGAAGAGCUUCAGGAAGAGCCCCGACCUGCUCCGACACCAGCACAUCCACAGUGGAGAACGUCCCUACAGGUGUGGAGAAUGUGGGAAGAGCUUCAGGACCAACUCCAACCUGAUCCGGCACCGUCGCAUCCACACUGGGGAACGGCCCUAUUCGUGUGACGAAUGUGGGAAGAGCUUCAGGCAGAGCUCCCACCUGAUCCAACACCAGCAAAUCCACACUGGGAAACGGCUCUACAUGUGUGGGGAAUGUGGGAAGAGCUUCAGUAACAGCUCCAACCUUCUCACCCACCAGCACAUCCACAGUGGAGAACAACUCUACAUAUGUGGGGAAUGUGGCCAGAGCUUCAACCAAAACUCCAAGCUGAUCCGACACCAGCUCAUCCACACUGGGGAACGUCCCUACACGUGUGGGGAAUGUGGGAAGAGCUUCAGGGACAGCUCCACCCUCC
This is a messenger RNA of Neopelma chrysocephalum (saffron-crested tyrant-manakin), 472 nucleotides long. Its product is annotated as zinc finger and SCAN domain-containing protein 30-like. The annotation marks the transcript as partial. The record is from RefSeq and is a predicted model, not a curated record. Gene Ontology annotation, biological process: regulation of transcription by RNA polymerase II. Gene Ontology annotation, molecular function: RNA polymerase II cis-regulatory region sequence-specific DNA binding; DNA-binding transcription factor activity, RNA polymerase II-specific. NCBI's taxonomy places the organism in Eukaryota, Metazoa, Chordata, Aves, Passeriformes, Pipridae. The transcript has a single exon.